Molecule: messenger RNA, 1218 nt
Organism: Helianthus annuus (common sunflower)
Lineage: Eukaryota; Viridiplantae; Streptophyta; Magnoliopsida; Asterales; Asteraceae
Exons: 3
Coding region: 1-1218 (405 amino acids)
Biological process (GO): thymine catabolic process; L-valine catabolic process
Cellular component (GO): mitochondrion
Molecular function (GO): methylmalonate-semialdehyde dehydrogenase (acylating, NAD+) activity; malonate-semialdehyde dehydrogenase (acetylating, [NAD(P)+]) activity
Source: RefSeq, a predicted model, not a curated record
AUGUCAAAUUGGGACUUUGGAUAUUUUUUUGGUGAAAUUUCGAAUGAGUCAUAUGUCUCCGAAAUCGUUUGGUUACCCGGCGUUGAUCGAGGUGAGGAGGAGGUGGUUUCCGUGCGUCCGCAACACGCCGGAACUUACCAUUCGCAUCAGGAAGGGAGUGUGCGGUCCGUGAUGCCUGAUUUGAACCAGGAGGCAGGACCAUUUUACGUGGCUCAAAGCUAUCCGCAACAGGAAAAAUAUGCAUACGGGACUUACCAUUGCCAUCAGGAAAAACAACGCAAGAAAAAGUCCGAGGAAGAUGCUUUUGACAUCGAGGAAGACGAGAACGAAAUCGAGAAAGGUGUUACACACUUCGAGGAAAGUGAUCAAGACGAGGAAGAUGGUGGUGGCUGGGACAAUGGUGGUGGCUGGGACGAUGGUGCUAAUGACCCGAAAAAACAAGGAAAGGUAUUUGCGACACUUCACGGGUUAAAGAAUUGGGCUUACAAAACAGAAAUUGCGAAAGGUUACGUCAUUGUGACCCAACGAAAGGUAACAAAAGGUGAAGAUUCGUCAGCAAGGACAUUGAAGAUAUGGUUGCAAUGCGACCGUGGAGGCACAUGCAAAAGUAAAGCAACAGUUCGGCGUUCUGGUAGCAAGAAGAUUGGGUGUCCUUUUAAAAUGAUAGGGAAACUAGACGCAAGUAGUGGCAAUUGGAGCUUAGUGGUGAAGCAAAAGGAUCAUAACCAUGAGCCUGCGGUAUUUCUCGAGGGUCACGCGUUUGCAAGAAGGUUGACCCCAGACGAAGAAUCAUUGGUAGAGAGACUUUAUAUUCAAAACAUGGAGCCUACGAACAUACAUUUAACCAUAAGAAAACAAAACCCACAGAGCGUGUGCAUUCUACGAGACAUACAAAACGUGAUAAAAAAGAUUAAAGUCAAAAUGUACGGUGAUCGGACUCCAAUGCAGAUAUUGGAGCAAAUGUUGCAUGAAGGAAGGUAUGUUUACCACACCCGGGUGAAUCCCGAAACAAAUGCGGUCGAGGAGGUUUUUUUUGUUCAUCGGUACUCGUACGAUAUUUGGCGUGCUUUCCCACAUGUGUUGAUGAUUGAUACCACUUACAAAACGAAUGAGUAUAGACUUCCGUUUGUUCAAAUUGUGGGUGUGACAUCGACACACAAGUCGUUUUGUGUCGCUCAUGCUUUUAUCUCUAAAGAAAAACAGGAUAACAUCUUUUAG